AUGAAGGUCACGUUCAAAGAUCUCAAGCAGCAAAAGUUCGUGCUCGAUGUCGAGCCGACCGAUCUCAUUUCGUCUGUCAAGCAGAAGAUCUCGGAAGAGCGGGGUUGGGAUCCCAAGCUUCAGAAGCUCAUCUACUCCGGCAAGAUCCUCAAGGACGAGGACACCGUCGAGUCUUACAAGAUCGAGGAGAAGGGUUUCGUUGUCUGCGUCGUGAACAAGCCCAAGGAACCGAAACCCACACCAGCCCCCGAAGCAUCAACGUCCGCAGCGCCUGCUACCCCUGCGCCGGCACAAAGCUCCACCCCAGCGCCGCCUGCUGCUCCCGCGCAGACUUCUGGCGCCGCCGCCGCGGCUCCCGCCACACCGACUCCUUCCCGGACCGCCGCCGCCGCGGAGGGUGGUGCCACCGACGCCAACACCCUGGCUAUGGGCGAGCAGCGUGCGGAGGCUAUCGCCAACAUGCUGGCCAUGGGUUUUGAGCGGUCACAGAUCGAUGCUGCCAUGCGUGCCGCCUUCUACAACCCCGAGCGUGCUGUUGAGUAUCUCUUGAGCGGUAUUCCUGAGCACCUCCAACAACCCGAGGCCGCGGCUCGUCCGGCCGCCGCCCCCGCUGCCGCUGCUGCUGCGGCUCCUGCGGCCGGCGCUGGUGGUGAUGAUGAUGGAAACGUGAAUUUGUUUGACCUUGCCGCCCAGGCAGGCCGAGGUUCCGGAGCUCGCAGCGGUAGUGGUGUGGCUGCAGGUGCCGGCGCCGAGGCUGGCCAACAGCAGGGCCUUGGGAAUCUCGAGUUCCUCCGGCACAAUGCGCAGUUUCAACAGUUUCGCCAAGUUGUGCAGCAGCAGCCCCAGAUGCUCGAGCCAAUUCUUCAGCAGCUCGGCGCCGGCAACCCGCAACUCGCCCAGCUAAUUGCCCAGAACCCGGACCAGUUCCUCUCUCUUCUCAGCGAGUCGGCAGGCGACGAUGAUGCCCCGUUGCCCCCCGGCGCUCACCAGAUCUCCGUAACCGAGGAGGAGCGCGACGCCAUCGAGAGGCUUACUCGCCUGGGUUUCACGCAAGACCAGGCAAUUCAGGCCUACUUUGCCUGCGACAAGAACGAAGAACUCGCCGCGAAUUUCCUCUUUGAUCAGCCGGAUGACGACGACGAUGUGAAUAUGCAGUAA
Molecule: messenger RNA, 1158 nt
Organism: Parathielavia appendiculata
Lineage: Eukaryota; Fungi; Ascomycota; Sordariomycetes; Sordariales; Chaetomiaceae
Product: UV excision repair protein Rad23
Exons: 6
Coding region: 1-1158 (385 amino acids)
Biological process (GO): proteasome-mediated ubiquitin-dependent protein catabolic process; nucleotide-excision repair
Cellular component (GO): nucleoplasm; cytosol
Molecular function (GO): damaged DNA binding; proteasome binding; polyubiquitin modification-dependent protein binding
Source: RefSeq, a predicted model, not a curated record